Messenger RNA from Peronospora matthiolae, 1950 nucleotides. NCBI's taxonomy places the organism in Eukaryota, Oomycota, Peronosporomycetes, Peronosporales, Peronosporaceae. The record is from the annotation of a GenBank genome assembly.
AUGGAGUCGGACGGGUCCAUGACCGUGUUGCUACCAAUGGUGUCCCUGAUGCUCUUGCUCGUCUUUGCUGGUGGCUUGUGGUUCCUCCGCACCCGCAACCAACUGCGAGGUGCAUCGCAGUCCUUCCUCGCCAGGAUGCUCUUACAGGAACAAGAUACAAUGACGAGACUCGAUCUGGAACGGGGGGAAGCGCUGGCGGAGCGCUGGAAGUGCCUGGUGUGUGAGUUUAGUAACGCCGUGGAUCGGCCUACUUGUUUGUUGUGUGGUACGAAGAACGUUAAGCCUCGUCGCACUUCGGACAGAGAAGAUCUGCCCCGACUUAAGCUGUCUAUCGCAGAGAGAGAAGAGCGAGUGAGCUCGGCUGGCUCGGUGACCAUGUUGUCCAGGCCGUCUUUCUCAGCACCCAGGGCUUCAGUGCCUGGUGGAAGCAGCAGACGUUCGUUGAGACCGCUGCGGCUGUCGACGCUGAAUUCUCGGCAGAAAUAUGCGCGACGACGGAAGGAGUGGGUGCGUUGUCUUGGCGAAAAUGGCGAGUCGGCCUUUUGGACCCGAGCCGACGUUGCAUUGGCUUCAAGAAGACUUACAAUGGCUAAUAGCACGACUACAAGCGUAAGAGGGAACCGACGAGUAUCAGUGGGUUUUGUCACGCGGAUGGUGCGUCGGUCUUCUAUCAUGGGAGAUCUUGGCCGUCUCACGUUCGCUGAAGCUUCGCAACUGGAUGCUGCCGAGACCAUUAGCGGGUACAAACUUACGGCGCGCGAGCUCGAGUUGCUGGAUCGUGUCUCGAGACUGCCAUUUCCGAAGAAAUACACGUGGUUUCUUGAGCGCAUGGGAGCGCUGUUGAGACCGUGGGAGGAAGGACGCAUCAAGUUGCGAGUGCAAAGAGAACACAUUCUGGUGGAAAGCAUGGAGCAGUUACUGGGCAUUCAACCCGAGCACAUUCACUUUCCACUUCGAAUUGAGUUCGUAGGUGAAGCAGGAAUUGAUGCUGGAGGGUUGCAACGGGAGUGGUUCUCCAUAUUAUUUGGUCGAUUGCUGGACGAUGAACUCGGGCUCUUUAUGACGUGUCAUCGACACACACAGGCCGUGGCGAUUAACCCGCAGUCAGAAGACUGCACGGCUGAUCAUUUGCUGUAUUUUCGAGGCAUCGGGCGGCUGCUUGGCCGUGCGCUACUCGAAGGACAAACUAUGCAGGCAAAACUGUGUCUGCCUAUUCUUAAGCACUUCCUCGGCACGCCAAUUACGUUUUCGGAUCUGCAGUACGUUGACCCUGACGUGUAUACGAGCAUGGUCUGGAUCCGUGAUAAUGACGGCGUCGACGCCCUAGAGCUCACGUUCAGUGUGACUGAGUUACGAGCAGAUGAUGAAGUUGUGACGGUGGAUUUAGUGCCAGGUGGGCACAACUUGGAUGUGACGGAUGCGAACAAGACCGAGUUCUUGCACCUUAAGCUGCGGUAUCUCAUGUUAGAUCGAUAUGCGCCACAGUUGCAGGCGCUGUCUCUUGGUUUGUUUGAGGUGAUUCCACAGGAGGCUUUACUGGCAUUUGACUACCAGGAGCUGGAGCUUGUGCUAUGUGGACUGCCCGACAUUAACAUGGCUGAUUGGAAGCGCAAUACCGUUGUCGCUCCUAGCUUCAGUGACGCUCCGAUGGUCGUCAAUUGGUUCUGGGAAGUGAUCGAGGACUUUACUGACGACGAGCGAGCACGAUUUUUGCAGUUUUCAACCGGCUCGUCCCGCGUGCCAGUGCAGGGAUUCAAGGGUCUCACGAGCUACGAUGGUCGAAUCUGUUUGUUUUCACUGCGACCGCUGCCAGGACAGACACGAGGUUUUCCUAAGGUGCACACGUGUUUCAACCGGGUAGAGCUGCCGCUGUAUGAAAGUCGAGUCGACAUGGAGACCGCAUUAUAUGCUGUGCUGGAUAUGGAGUGGACAGAGUUUAGCGAAGAAUGA